AUAAAGAACUCCUUUUUCCCAGAUCGAGCUUCUUUCUUCUUCUUCCUCGAAAGCAUUAAGCAGAGCUUUAUCAAAUGAAAUCAAUGCAACAAGAAAAGAAAACGUAGAAAAAAACGAUGAAAAAGCCUCACUUUUUGAAAAAUCCAGUAGUUUUCCUACUUCUACUCAUCACUCUUUCUUCCCUAACUAUACUCAUCUUCUCAUUUCUUAAGUUACCGGAAACACCUCUUGCCGCCGGUAACCAUCUUUGCAAACAACGAAACGAGCUCACCGACGAACUCGGUUACUUCGGGAAGAUGAUGAUCGGAAUGCUACCCGAAGAUCUGGUAUUCACAGCCUUCGUACCGUCCGACAAAGCAUUUCGCCGAGAUCUAGGGCUGAAAUCGAACAACAGCCGACGGAUCAACUCCCUCGAAGACGACGACGGAGAUAACACAUACGCCGUCGUAUCGAGGAUCAUGGGUUUCGCGGUGGUUCCUUACAAAGUCGAAGAAGCUGACAUAAGGAACGACGAAACGGCGUCGUAUGAGUCGCUGAGUGGUUUUAAAUUGAAGAUAUGGAAAAAAGAGAGAAAUGGUGGUAGUGGAUUGGUCGUUAAUGGCGUCGAGACUGAGAAGGUGGGGUUUGUAAAGAGAGGGAAGACUAUAGUACACAUUAUGAAUGGUGUUGUAAUGGAUUCUGAUUUCGCACAGUCCUUUGCUUCUUCUGCUCCUCAAGAGGAUGAGCCAUAGACGAAGAAGACCACCAUCGACGACAUUAAUCUCAUGUAAUUUUGUUGUUAGCAUACCAAAGGAUAACAAAAAAAAUUAUUUAACUAUACAGAAAAUUAUGGACUUUAAUUGUUCAAUCAAACUUAAUUAAAUUGUUAUUUCGUUAUGUA
Capsella rubella is the source of this 880-nucleotide messenger RNA. RefSeq lists its product as uncharacterized. The record is from RefSeq and is a predicted model, not a curated record. Bases 117 to 731 code for a protein of 204 amino acids. NCBI's taxonomy places the organism in Eukaryota, Viridiplantae, Streptophyta, Magnoliopsida, Brassicales, Brassicaceae. The transcript has a single exon.